Messenger RNA from Aspergillus aculeatus ATCC 16872, 1032 nucleotides. RefSeq lists its product as uncharacterized. The record is from RefSeq and is a predicted model, not a curated record. The transcript has a single exon. Lineage: Eukaryota; Fungi; Ascomycota; Eurotiomycetes; Eurotiales; Aspergillaceae. The coding region runs from base 1 to 1032 and encodes 343 amino acids.
AUGACGAACUUGUAUGAGAUCCCCGCCGGGCUGGUCACCGGCAUAGAGGACAGCGCCCUUGUGGCGCAGAUCAUCGUGGCCGUGAUCCUGGCCAUUGCCUUCUACAACUCGCUGGAGCUCGUCGUCCUGCUCUUCCUCACCUUCAAGAAGUAUCGCGGCCUCUACUUCUGGUCCCUGCUGGUCUCCACCGUGCUGGGCGUCAUGCCCAGCGUCGUGGGCCCCGUGCUGCACUUCUACUCGCUCGGCCCCCUCCUGCUCGCCCUGCUCAUCUCGAACAUCGGCUUCUACGCCAUGGUGCCCGUGCAGUCGCUGGUCCUGUACUCCCGCCUGCACCUGCUCAUUCGCAACAAGCGGCGUCUGCGCCAGAUCCUCUACCUGAUCCUGCUCACCACCGCCAUCCUGCUGCCCCCGACGACCGUCACCACUUACGGCUCCGCCUUCGUGGGGACUGGCCCCUGGAACGCCGCGUACCAGGUCAUCGAGCGCGCCCAGGUGACCGGCUUCUGCCUCCUGGAGCUGUUGCUCUCCACCUUGUAUAUCCGGGAGGCGGUCCAAGUGCUGUGGGCCGGCGAUCCUGCGCUGCUGCGCCGACGGCGAGAGUCUGGGGAAACCGACGGAGGAGAAAGAGAAGGAGGAGUUGGUCACAGCAGCGGCGGGGGUGUGAUCUACCAACUCGUGGCUAUCAACAUCGUCAUCAUCGCCCUCGAUGUCGGCCUGCUCGUUCUGGAGUAUGUCGGGCUCUACUAUCUGCAGGUCGCAUUAAAGUCUUUGGUCUAUAGUAUCAAACUGAAGAUGGAGUACGCGGUUUUGGGCCGGCUUAUCACCCUCACGGGCCGGCGUGCCCAUCGCGAGGAGCCGGUCGCGAGACUCGAAGAUCCGGCGAGGGUGCCGGACUUUGUGGGGGCGGAGUAUGCGGCCGUGGACUUUUCGCACCCUGUCCAGACAUCGAAACCAUCCAUGUCCUCGGGGUGUGGGAGCGGAGAUGCGCGCAAGACAGAUCCAGUACCAUCCCCUCAAAUCUCCUUCCAAUAA